CUGGGUCCGGAUUGCGAGCCGCUAGGAGCUCGAUUGUUUCAAGCGAAAAAGUGAGGGGCGCCCUCUUUGAUGACGGACACGGCAUGCGUAAGCGCAAGGAUAGCCCGCCAGUCGUGAUGGUAAAUAAAGCCGUCGUACAGCACACGGGACAAGGUUCCGACGGCAACAGGGCAAGCAGAAGACAACGAGAGCACAAAAAAGGAGUGGCAGGGAAAGCAGAAGCCGUUGCACCAUCUGUCAACCCUCAGGACAUGAAUUUGUUGGCGCGCUUGUGUGCAUCGGCUGUCAAGACCUUCGGCUCGCGGGUACCCGCUCGUAGUCUGGGAGGACCCUUGCCUUUUGAUCGCCAUCGGGAGGGAGCGCAUGCCUGCGGGUCUUCUAACGGCUAUCCAUGUGUUGCAAAGCUGGUGCAAACAGUGCUAGCAUUUCGUGAGACUAUCCGGCGGGCUGGUUGCUUUGCCCUUUAUAAGACCCAGCGCGAGCCAUCGCCAGUCGAAAGAUGUUCAUCGUGUGUACACCCUCUCCAACAUCUUUUGUCCUUGUCAACUGCGGCAGAAAGUGGUAUUUUAGCCAGGUCGUCAUACUCCUCUCCAGAGCUCGGCCGGUCUCCGCGAUUGUCGCAGACUGUAACAAAACAUCCUUGCCCACACCACCUUCGUCUCCCGCGGAACACUUCGUCUCUAGCCAACCGACAACAACCAUGUGCACCAAAAUUGUCCACGUCUUCAAAUGCGGUCAUCAGCAAGUCGACCUGGCCCCAUGCGCCGCGUCAAGGGUCGCAAAGUGCCCCAAUUCACAAGACAAAAAGAUCAACCACGACCAACGCUGCUCAAAUUGCCGAAGAUGAC
This is a messenger RNA of Aureobasidium uvarum, 848 nucleotides long. NCBI's taxonomy places the organism in Eukaryota, Fungi, Ascomycota, Dothideomycetes, Dothideales, Saccotheciaceae. The record is from the annotation of a GenBank genome assembly.